AUCUCAUGGGCCCUACCCGGUACUCUUUUCCUCCGCUUGGACGGAUUCUGGGUUUCCCUCCAUUUUUUCUUCUCUCCAUAGAAGCUUUUUACGUAUGCAUUACUAGGGUUAGGGUUUUGGUUUUCAUUGAAGUAUUGGAAGCUUUUUACAUAUGUCCUGUUACUAUGAUGGGGGAGACAAUUUCCUCUGAGUUGAAUCUCAGCGAGUUGAGGAAGCAAAGCAUCCGCCGAACAAUCGAUCAACUUCAAGAUCGCGCUUCUUCGAUUCUAAUGCUUACUCUUCAAUGGAGGGAGAGAGAAGAGCACUUUGAGUCCACUCACAAUGCCAUCGAUGGACGCGCCGCGGAACUCCACCCAAUCCAGGAAUCAGUAGAACAAAAUUUGAAGGACGUUAAGAAGAGAGAGAAGGAAUUGGAAGUAGUGCGAGAGUCUGUUAAUGGGAGGUUGAGAGAGAUUGUGGCUAGGGAGAAGGAGUUUGAGUUGAGUCAAAGGAAGGAGAUUGAAGAGAGGAAGAGAAUGAUUGAGAGGAUUGAGAAAUCAAGAAGAAAGCUUGAGGUGGUGAGACAAUCUACACGGAGAAAGUUGAGAGAGCUUAAAGAUGCGGAGGAGAAGCUUGAGUUGUUUAAUAUUUCAAAUCAAGAGAAAGCUGACGAUAUUAGGGUUAUUGAGAGAGAGCUUAAUGAGAGAUUGAAAGGGGUUGAAGCGAAAGAGAAGAAAUGCGAACACUUCUUCAGUGAGUUGAAAGUGAAAGAGAAACAAGUUGAGGAUCAUUCCAAAGAGCUUGCACUCAGGGAUGAGCAUUUUAGUGGACGGUUUAUAGAACUAGAAUUGAAACUAGAAUUGAAGGAAGAGAAUCUUGGGGAACGAUGCGCAGAAUUGAAAUUGAAAGAUGAGAAGGUUGAGGAGCGAUUCAAAGAGCUUGAAUUGAAGGAGAAGCAUAUUCAAACACGAUGUGAGGAAAUGGAGUUGGAAAACAAGAAGCUUAUGGAACGAUGUGAAGAACUUGAAUUGAAGGAGAAGCAACUUGAAAAUCGUUGUAGAGAGCUUGAAUUGGUAGAUAAGGAGUUCACAGAAAGGGUGAAAGAAUUUGAAUUAGAGGAGAGGCAACUUGAAGAAAGAUUUAAGAAAUUUUAUUUGAAAGAAAAACAAUUAGUUAAUAGCCAUAUGAACCUUGUUAAGAUUGAGCCACCACAAUCUCAUGCUAAUAUUCAUUUUUCUGAUAGAAAGUCCUUGCAAAUGUUCUUAAAUGAUCAUUGCAAGGAUUAUGAUUUGAUGAGGAACGAAGUACUUAAUGCUCUGAGACUCUCAUCAGACCCUACAAAGCUUGUUUUAGAUGCAAUGGAAGGGUUUUAUGCUUUCAAUUUGAAGAAAGGAGAUUUUGUAUUUGAAAAGCCGUUGUUAGAAGGAGUUGCAUUGUCUUAUUAGAACAAUUGAAGAGCAUAUCGCCAGAAAUUAGGCCCGAUGUUAAAAAAGAUGCAAUGGAACUUGCCAUUGAUUGGAUAACAAAAAUGAAGGUAGAUGCCGAACAUUCUCUCCAGGUCUUGGGAUUUUUGCAGCUUUUGGCUACUUAUGGAUUGGCCUCUGCCUUUGACACUGAUGAGCUCUUAAUACAUUUGGAGAUUGUAGCGCAGCAUGCCCAGGCUCCUGAAUUAUUUCGUGUCCUGGAUUUGACAUAAAAGAUAUCUGGAUUUCUUCAAAAUCUAAUAGAAAAGAACCAAUAAAUUGAGGCCAUUAGGUUCAUCUAUGCAUUUGAGCUGGUCAAUGAGUUCCCACCUGUACCUUUAUUGGAAAUUUAUUUGGAGGAUUCCAGGAGUGUUGCCAGAAAAGGGUGGAGAGGCAAAUCAAUUCAAGCACAGGUUUGUUUAUAUUUUGCUGUAACAGUGCCUUCUCAUUAGUUUUGCUGUCUUACGAAUAUAUUUACAAUGACUUGCUGACAGAUUGAGGCCAUGAAUAAAAGAGUCAUUAAUAUAAGGGCUGCACUGGGAUAUAUUGAAGAUUACGAGAUUAAAUCUAAACUGUCACCCAAGUACCUGAGGCAACAAAUAAGAUCUCUGGAAGAUGCAAAUUCAACUAGGAAAGCUCUGUUGGCAGCUAAGCCACCAUCUGAUAGGAAGAAAUGUUUUGCCCCCAAGGUUGCUGCUGCCAUUUGUGGCUCUGCACCUCAAUCCGAGUCCAUCAGAAGUCCUGCUCUCAUCUCUCCAACGAAGGCCUCAACCAUGGGGCCUGCCUCUGCCCCAUCACAACAGCAGGGCAGAACUAAGGGUCCUUGCACAGCUGUCUCAGUAAAUGAUGAUCCAAGUGCAUUUUUGAUGCUGCUUCUGCUAUUAACACAUCAUCUCCUUCAAUUGCUAACUCCACUGCUACCCCUGCUGACACUCCUGAAACAGUCGCCUCCUCUCCAGCCACUGCCAUCACUGAUCACAUCACAACCUUCUCUCCUUCUACUGGUGCCUCUACCGCUGCAUCUGCCUCUGCCUUCUCCUCCUCUGCAACCACUCUUAGCACUGUUGGUCACAUCACAGCCGCCUCCAUCUCCCCAGCCAUUUCAUCACCUUUAGCUACCAUCCCCAAGACUGGAACAGAUAAGCAGGUUAGCAAGAAGCAUCCUCGGAUAGCUGUCUCAGUAAAUGAAUAUGAUGAUCUAAGUACAUUUGUUGGUGCUGCUUCUGCUAUUACCACAUCAUCUCCUCCAAUUGCUAACUCCACUGCUACCCCUGCUAACACUCAUGAAACAGUCGCCUCCUCCUCUCCAGCCACUGCCAUCACAGAUCCCAUCACACCGCCUGUCCUCCAACUGGUGCCUCUACUGCUGCACUGCUUCUGCCUUCUCCUCCUUUGCAACUGCUGUUAGCACUGUUCGUCCCAUCACAGCCACCUCCAUCUCCCCAACUGUUUCAUUAGCUUUAGCUAUUCCCAAGACUGGAACAGAAAAUCAGGUUAGCAGACCUUGAACAUUUGUAUUAUCAGGGAAGCGUCGAAAAGCCUUUGGUAGUAUUAGUCGUGUCAUUCAUCCAAUGCAAUCUCGUUUCCUGCAGCCAGCAAGUCUGUUUAUGGUUCAUGGUGCACCUUACUUGAAUACAACAGCCAGACAUCAUAGUUUGCGUGGCUACCCCCCUUUGAACUUGUAGUUCGGCUACUUGUAUUAUAAUUAUGCAACUCCUUAUCAGGGGAACAUGCCUAGAAAUUCUGGUUACCAUUGGAGGCCUUAGCUUAGAGACUGCCUUGUAGAGCAGGAAGGAGUAGAGAAGCAGGUUGAGGGAGCUUGAAGUCAGAAAAAGGUAAUUUGAUUUUAGUAGAGAUUUGGUGGUUGAAGAAGAGAUACAUGGAUUGAUACGCUAGGUUCGGUUAAAAUUGAAAGACA
Messenger RNA from Hevea brasiliensis (rubber tree), 3360 nucleotides. RefSeq lists its product as uncharacterized. Bases 6 to 1424 code for a protein of 472 amino acids. NCBI's taxonomy places the organism in Eukaryota, Viridiplantae, Streptophyta, Magnoliopsida, Malpighiales, Euphorbiaceae. The record is from RefSeq and is a predicted model, not a curated record. The transcript is spliced from 2 exons.